This is a messenger RNA of Nakaseomyces glabratus, 2613 nucleotides long. RefSeq names its product glutamine amidotransferase subunit DUG2 (gene DUG2). Gene Ontology annotation, biological process: glutathione catabolic process; proteolysis. NCBI's taxonomy places the organism in Eukaryota, Fungi, Ascomycota, Saccharomycetes, Saccharomycetales, Saccharomycetaceae. The record is from RefSeq and is a predicted model, not a curated record. Gene Ontology annotation, molecular function: peptidase activity; protein binding.
AUGUCUGCCAACUCAGAUUUGAUACAUAGGUGGUCCCACACUUAUUCUAUUUUGUCGAUACUGCCGUUUCCGAAAAAGAAGCUGCUUAUUGCGGGUACUCAGGAUUCGAAGAUCCUGGUGUUUGAUCUACCUGCAUACAAUUUGAUUGAAACAAUUAAGCUAGGUGAGAUAAGUGAGAAUAAUACUAGAUCUAGUGUCCUUUCUUUGGCCAAAUCUAAAAAUGAGAAAUACUUGUUUUCCGCCGGAGCUGACUCAUUAGUGAGAGUGUGGCGUGUGGGUUCCAGAGACAGUCACCAUGGGGUUUGCUUGACGGAAAUGGCAACUAUAUACUCUGUGACUGAUAUAGGUGACAUAUUUUCUAUGAAAUAUUUGGACUCCUUAGAUACUUUGGUAUUUGGUUGCCAAAACGCAAGCUUGCUAUUCUUAGAGAAUCUAUGUGAAAGAAUGUGUAUUGCUCAAAAGAGCUCUACAAGAGAUAUGAAUAGAUUACCACACCGUAGGUACGAUAAAUUUUUUGAUUCACAAGGACCCACUGGUACGGGUUCCAAGAAACCAAAUUAUGGUGAUUCUGGGACAGAUUCCGGUGACGACAGUGAUACACAAAAUGUAAUAUUAGAAGUACCCUCAGAAAACAUUGUGCCAUACGCACAUAAUGGUUUCAUUUAUUCGAUCUGCAAACUGGAUAAUGAGUUUCAUUCAUUUUUCUCAACUCAGAGAUCUGAUGACACAAAUGUGGAAUACAUAACAUCAGCAAGCGGGGAUGGAAUUAAUAAGAUAUGGAAAUUUUCUGGCAGGGCCAAUACUGUUACCAUUACUUUUAUGGAUAUUCAAUUAGAUAAUCAUGAUAGCGUAAUAUCGCAGGCUGUUGAAUUUCCAUUUCUGUAUUCGGGCCUGACUCAAGGUAUAAUUAAUAUAUGGGAUUUAAGCACUAGGGAACUAGUCUCUACAAUCAAGACGAAAAAUGACGAUGAUAUCACGUCUAUUUCAGUUUAUAAGGACCAUAUUUUUGCUAUCGACGAAUCUGGGAUAAAUAUGAUAUAUGAAAAUCAAGCUAUACACUGGAAUCCCAAUCAAGGUAAAAUUUUAAGCUCUGAAAUAUUUGAGAAGAGCAACUCUAACCAUUCUUUAACUGUAUAUUUGUUGGCUGGUGGAAAUGACGGUUCUUUAACCUUAUGGGAUGUUUCAACACUAAUGGAAACAGGUUUUACCAUGAGACCCUCUACCUUAUCUGCAAACUCUUCGAACAUAUCAUAUUACUCUACCAAAUCGUCAUCAGCAUCCCCAGUGAACAAUGAAGAAAUGCUAGAAACUUUGAAAACCUUAAUUCAAUUUCAAACUGUUUCACAGUGCAAAUCUACACUACAUCAGAUGGCUUUAAGAAAAUGUGCCACCUUCUUGCAGCAACUUUUUACCUCUCUAGGUGCAACUAACUGCCAACUUUUGCCAUCAACGAAAGGCAGUAGUCCUAUUGUAACUGCAAAGUUUAUUGGAUCUCAAACUCAGGACAAAAAAAAAUGCAUUCUUUGGUAUGGGCAUUAUGAUGUUAUAGAUGCCGGUGACACACAAAAUUGGCAGAGUGAUCCAUUUACUUUAACUUGUGAGAAUGGCUACAUGAAAGGUCGUGGUGUAACAGACAAUAAGGGCCCAUUAGUCAGUGCGAUAUAUAGUGUAACAAAUUUGCACAGAAGAGGAGAGCUUUUAAAUGAUGUUAUAUUUUUAGUCGAGGGUAGUGAAGAAUGUGGGUCACCAGGUUUUGCACAGGUAUGCAGAGAAUUUAGAGAAAGAUUAGAUACCGCUAUAGACUGGAUAUUUUUGAGCAACUCUACAUGGGUUGACGAGAAUAACCCUUGCUUGAAUUACGGACUAAGAGGUGUGAUCAACGCUAAACUGACAAUCUCUAGUGAUGCCCCAGACAGACAUUCAGGUGUUGAUGGUGGUGUACAUAGAGAACCAACAGCCGACUUGAUCAAUGUGGUAUCGAAGUUGCAGGAUACUGAUGGGAGAGUACUUAUACCCGACUUCUAUUCACCUGUCAAAGAGAUUGACCAAGAAGAGUAUGAGAGAUUUCAGAAAAUCAUCGAAAUUGCUGACAUUAACAGAGACACAACAGCGGAUGAUCUGGUCACAAACUGGGCUAAACCAUCAUUAUCAUUGACAUCAAUGAAAAUCAGUGGUCCAGGAAACGUAACGGUUAUACCUCAAACAGCAAGCAUUGGCCUCUCAAUAAGGCUUGUUCCUGGCCAGCACGUUGCAAAGAUCAAAGAGGACCUUUUUAAGUACAUCAGGGAUUGUUUUGAUACUCUCAACACUGAGAAUCAUUUAGAGAUAGAGCUUUUAAAUGAAGCCGAGCCUUGGCUGGGAGACCCAAACAAUCAUGCCUACAGAGUCCUAAGAGACGAACUAGCAUUGGCAUGGGAGAAAGAGCCUCUGUUCGUGAGAGAAGGUGGUUCUAUCCCAUGCUUGCGAACACUGGAACAUAUCUUCCAAGCACCGGCAGUACAAAUUCCGUGUGGUCAGUCAACAGAUAACGCCCAUUUGAAUAACGAAAACUUACGAAUCAAAAACUGGACCAAAAUGGCAGAAAUACUAGACAACGUAAUAAACAAGCUGUAG